AUGGCUAAUGGCAGCGCUAGAAGGAAGCGAGCAGGUUCUCUGCGAACUCAGAUGUUCAAUAAACGGUUAUUCGAUAAGUUUAAUCGCAGUGAAAACCAGAAUAUAGAGCUGGCAGAGAUCAGCGAGGGCACUAGAACCGCCGGAGAGACGCGAGAUACUGAGUUGGAUGAAGUUGAAGCGCAGCAGGAUAUCUAUGAGCACCAGGGAGAUAGGCGAAUCUCACUCUGGGACAAAUUGGUCGACGUUCUACUGAAUAGAUCGCGAGAAGUGUCCACAAAGGAAGGGCGACAUAUACCCAUAAUAUUGGAUCAUGGUACGGCAGAGUAUAAGAGAUAUGCAUCGCCAGACAGCGAUCUCCUGAUAGACGAGAGACUAGGGGCUCCAUAUUGUGACAACCAGAUCACGUCGUCACGAUAUUCGAUCAUAUCCUUCUUGCCCAAGCAGCUAUACGCCCAAUUCUCCAAGCUGGCAAAUGCAUAUUUUUUCCUUGUUGCCAUCCUACAGAUGAUCCCAGGCUGGUCGGUGACAGGUAAGUACACUACGAUCAUUCCCUUGUGUGUGUUUAUGGGGAUCUCAAUGGCCAGAGAAGCGUGGGAUGACAUCAAGAGGCACAGGUUGGAUAGGGAAGAGAAUGAAAAAAUAGCUAGCGUCUUGGUGAAGAAUCAUCAAAUCAAGGGAGAUGUUUCAGUACAGUCGAAGGAAGAAGAACUCAGCCCAGGCCUGCGCCCUACAAAUUCAGCAUCUAAUAGGCUGAUUUCCGAUGGAGAUGGGCAAUCGAUUCAAGCGCGCUCCCCUACACGUUUCAAUAACUUCGAACUUCUGGCUCAGCGUCACGGUGUGUACGCAGAGAAGCGCCAGUGGAAGGAUUUAAGAGUCGGGAACUUCGUUCUAUUGAAACAGGACGAUUGGAUUCCUGCUGAUCUUCUUCUCCUGGCUAGUGAUGGAGAAAACAACGAAUGCUUUGUUGAAACAAUGGCAUUAGACGGAGAGACAAACCUGAAAAGUCGCCAACCACAUCCUGAGCUAAGCAAGCUAGCGUGUGCAGCCUCUGGCCUUGCUAACAUCAAUGCCCGAGUAACAACUGAAGAUCCAAACAUUGACCUUUACAAUUUCGAAGGAAAUUUGGAGCUUCAAGGGCAUCGGAAUGAAUGUUUACAGAAAUUUCCUCUAGGCCCAGAUAAUAUAGUUUAUCGGGGAAGUAUUCUACGAAAUACCCAGAACGUUGUCGGAAUGGUUAUAUUCACUGGUGAAGAGACCAAGAUCAGAAUGAACGCACUGAAAAAUCCCAGGGUCAAGGCUCCAAAAAUUCAGCGAAAGAUCAACAUGAUUGUUGCUUUCAUGGUCUUUGUGGUCGCCACUGUGUCUCUAUUUUCCUACUUGGGCCAUGUGCUUGAGAACAGAAAGUUUCUUGAUCAGAAUCAAGCGUGGUACCUAAUGAAGCAAGAUGCGGGCACUGCUGCCACAAUCAUGUCUUUCAUCAUCAUGUACAAUACGAUGAUCCCAUUAUCUCUCUACGUUACUAUGGAGAUAAUUAAAGUGAUACAAAGCAAACUUAUGGAAUGGGAUAUUGAUAUAUAUCAUGCUGAAACUGACACUCCCUGUGAGUCUAGGACUGCUACAAUAUUAGAAGAGCUUGGUCAAGUGUCAUAUAUUUUUAGUGAUAAGACAGGCACUUUGACGGAUAAUAAGAUGAUAUUUCGUAAGUUCUCCUUUGCCGGGACGUCGUGGAUUCACGACGUCGAGCCUGGAGAUAGUCCUAUAAAAAGAGAGGGCUCCGAUUUGGACGUUAUAUCCUACGAUGGGCCUGAGAUGCUCAAUAACUUUCGAACAGAAGAUGUCCAUGAUGGCGCUUCCUCCGUUAAUAUCAGCAAUUUGGCUCGAAAGUCAGUGGAGUAUAAAGGAAAUUCAGCAGCAACUUACACUGGUAGGCCAAGUAUGAGGUCUCUUCGUGCCCAUAAUGUCCCUAGUUUAAAUUCCACAAUCGGGUCCACAUCUCGUUCAACCGAGGAUCACCAUACUUUGAAAAGCUCAUAUGAGCUGAUUCGAUAUAUCCAGCAACAUCCGGACAAUCUCUUCUCUCAAAAAGCAAAAUUCUUUAUACUGUCACUGGCGUUAUGUCAUACAUGUUUGGCAAAACGAAGUGAAGACUCAUUUGAUGACGGCGACACUGUAGAGUACCAAUCAUCUUCUCCUGAUGAACUGGCACUGGUCACCGCAGCACGAGAUUUGGGGUACGUUGUCAUAGGCAGGAACGGUAAAUUUUUGUCUAUUAAAAGCUAUCCCAACGGGUUUGAUGAGGAACCUCAGGUUGACGAUUAUGAAAUCCUCAAUUAUAUUGACUUCAAUUCCCAGCGCAAAAGAAUGUCAGUUUUAUUGCGUAUACGAGAACAGCCGAAUAGAGUACUUCUUAUCUGCAAAGGAGCAGAUAGUAUUAUUUUGGAGCGGUUGCAGAACCGUGAAAUGGCUUAUGAGAAGCUGGACGAGAUCAAUUCCACAACAAAAGAGCGAAAAGAAGCUGAGGCUGAGCUGAUUUUACAAAAAAAACUAUCUUUGGAGCGAUUAACUGCUGACGACGAUGUGGUCAGUAACCGACUAAGACCUUCUGUUUCUAGUAAUCCAAGGGGUAGUUUAUCUUUGAAGGCAGUCAGAAAGAGUAUGUCAAGAAAGGCCAGUGGUCAACAAGAUCCUGAGAUGCAGAUAGGAUCAAUCGACCAAUUUUUGAACAACAUACGGCGCACUGAUAAUGAGCUUGAUGAGGUGAUUACUCAGAGCAGAAAAUCAUUGCAUAAGCAACAACUUGAAAGAUAUGGACCAAGGAUUUCCUCGGAGCAACGUCAUAGACAAUCCCCACUCAUUAAUCAACAACCCUCUCAGGUUCGUUCGAGCGGCACCUCAGACGGCGGGUCCGACAUGCUUCAUUAUAUAGGAAGUGAAGAGCUGCUACAGAAUGAAGAAUAUGUGAUAGAGAGAACUUUGCAGGCUAUCGAUGAGUUCUCAACGGAAGGCCUGAGGACGCUCGUGUACGCCUAUAGAUGGAUUGACAUCGAAGAGUAUAAUAAGUGGCAAGACCGAUAUCAUCAGGCUAAAACGUCUCUAAAUGAUCGUAAGACAAAGAUCGACGCAGUGGGAGCUGAGAUCGAAGAAUCCCUUUCUCUCCUGGGUACUACUGCCAUAGAGGAUAAACUACAGGAGGGGGUAGCGGAAGCAAUAGAAAAAAUAAGGCGUGCUGGCAUCAAGAUGUGGAUGCUAACAGGAGAUAAAAGAGAAACAGCGAUUAACAUUGGUUAUUCUUGUAAGCUUAUCUAUGACUAUUCAACAGUGGUGAUACUAUCAGCCAAUGAGGAGAACAUGAUUGCAAAAAUGAAUGCUGUGAUACAAGAAAUUGAUUCGGGAAAUGUAGCGCACUGUGUCUUAGUGAUUGAUGGCGCCACGUUAGCAUUAUUCGAAGACAAUCCGAAUUUAAUGUCUGUCUUCAUUGAGCUUUGCACAAAAACUGAUUCCGUGGUCUGUUGUCGUGCUUCACCAUCGCAGAAAGCCUUAAUGGUAAGCAAAAUUAGAAAAACCAACAGGAAGCUUGUCACUCUAGCAAUCGGAGAUGGUGCCAACGAUAUUGCGAUGAUUCAAUCCGCCGAUAUUGGGAUUGGAAUUGCAGGAAAGGAAGGUCUACAGGCCUCAAGGUCCUCUGAUUACUCUAUCGGACAAUUUCGCUUCCUUCUCAAGCUUUUAUUCGUUCAUGGCCGUUAUAACUAUGUUCGCACGUCGAAGUUUGUUCUUUGCACUUUUUACAAAGAAGUGACAUUCUACCUGACGCAGCUCAUAUACCAGAGAUUCACAAUGUUUUCAGGAACAUCACUCUAUGAGUCUUGGUCUCUAUCAAUGUUCAACACUUUAUUCACCUCGCUACCCGUUUUAUGCAUUGGUAUGUUCGAAAAGGACCUGAAGCCAAUUACUCUUUUGACUGUACCAGAACUUUACAGCACUGGGCGUUCAUCUCAAGGCUUCAACUUAUUUGUCUUUCUGCAGUGGGUCAUUUUAGGUGCUGGUAGCGCAUUGAUGGUGACCUUCCUGAAUGUAAAGAUAUGGGGCGAGACUGCUUUGAGUGAUAACACCAUAUAUCCUCUAGGCCUUGUCAAUUACACUGCUAUUGUGUUUUUGAUCAACAUCAAGUGCCAAUUUGUGGAGACACACAACAGAAAUUGGUUGGCGUUCGCCUCUGCCGCAAUUUCAUGCUUCGGCUGGCUUGUGUGGUGUGCUCUUCUACCACAGGUGCGUAAGGAAGACCCGAUUUACGAUGUGCCAAACGGGUUGUACCAACAGUUUGGUGAUGAUCUAACCUUCUAUUGCGCAGUACUUGUUUUAAUGGUGCUGCCGAUAAUGAUCGAUAUUAUUUACAAGACGUUCCAUGUAAUGAUGUGGCCUAGCGAUACAGAUAUCUUUGCCCAACUAGAGAAGAAAAGUGAGGUGCGUAAAAAGCUGGAACUUGGCGCUUACAAUGAAAUGAAACAAGGUUGGACCUGGAAAAGAGAUCCAGGUACUUUCACAACUUACAAAGAUAAAGUGCUUUCGCGAUCGAGAGCAAGCUCGCGGGCCAGUGGUAAGAAUGAAGGAACAGCUAAUAAUGACAAAAAUCAAACGAACAAUUCCUCCACCAGCGAAAGCGAUGGCAUUAUUUUAGGUCAAGACGAGGAAGAGGGAGCAAAGUACGAUUACGACAAGUACGAAAUGCUGCCUAGCGGCAAGCUGAUCAAGAGGCAGUCUGCAGAUCAUCCAUCCAAGCAAGAGGGCUCCACGAGAAUUUCGGCACUAAUUCCGAAAAAACUGAGAUUCACGUUGAAGGACGACCAAGAAGAAGAAGACAUACGGGCAAUUGUUGAGCAAAGAAUGCAAGACCUUGAAUGA
Molecule: messenger RNA, 4899 nt
Organism: Torulaspora globosa
Lineage: Eukaryota; Fungi; Ascomycota; Saccharomycetes; Saccharomycetales; Saccharomycetaceae
Gene: DNF3
Product: aminophospholipid-translocating P4-type ATPase DNF3
Exons: 1
Coding region: 1-4899 (1632 amino acids)
Biological process (GO): post-Golgi vesicle-mediated transport; endocytic recycling; intracellular protein transport
Cellular component (GO): plasma membrane
Molecular function (GO): ATP hydrolysis activity; magnesium ion binding; ATP binding
Source: RefSeq, a predicted model, not a curated record